AUGUUUCAAACACGUCCGAUGGUUGGUUCAUAUGGGGACACGAACAACGAUCGUGGUCAUGACCGGUAUGAUUCUCCAUUCAAGAGUUUUCCUCCCGAUAGGACGGAUCUAUCGAUGACAACAAAUACCAAAAACCCUUCGACAGUACAACAACGAGCGCCAUAUCCAGUGAGCGAAUGUAACAUUCCCAUGGAGACUACCAAUGAGCCGAUAAUACGACCCAGUGGCAGCAAUGAUAGUAAUGAAGAGAAAAAAUCACGUCAUGGAAGACGUGAUAUUAGUGACUAUUCUCCAAGAGGUCAAGCGUUUUACAAAGUGUAUGAAGAAACUGUGAAUGAUGUAAAGAUUUUUACGCCGGAGAUCCAAAUGAGAUGGUGUGAGAUGUUAUUAUCAGUAUCUCAGGAUCACGAUUUUAUUAGUCAUUAUACAAUAAAUGCCGAGAAGUUGAAAAGAGAAUUAAACUCAGUUGAAUUACAACGAAAUCAGAAGAUUAUAAUUGAACAUGCAUUUAAAGUGUUGACUAAAUUAAUUAAAUUGAAAUGGCCAAAUGCGUAUUUUUUAAUGGGAUGUCUGUAUUCUCAUCGUGUAACACAUUUUGACUUAAUAAAUUAUGAUUUUAUUAAUCAAAAUGAUAAGAAAGCAUUAACAUAUUAUUGUGAAGCUGCAAAAUUAGGACAUUCAGAGAGUAGUUAUAGGGCAGGUAUAUGCUAUGAAUUCAACAAAGGUGUUGACGAAAUGAGCUCUAAGGAACGAAUGGAACAUGCGAUAUAUUAUUAUAAACUUGGAGCUAUUCAAUAUAGGCAUUAUGAUUGUAUGUUUAAAUUGGGGAUGUAUUAUAUAAAUGGAACGAUUCCAGCAGAAGGAAACGAACCAUGUACCACAGGUAUCAAAUGGCUUGAAAAAGCUUGCAAUGAAGGUCAUUCAACGCAGGCAUGUUAUGAAUUAGGUAAGAUAUAUGAAUUUGAUACGUUGAACGAUUUGUUACAAAUUAGAUUAAACAAAGAGAGUAUCGAUCGAGAUCAUAUCAAAUCUUUACAAUACUAUUACCAAUGUGCGAAUGAGUAUGACUAUCCUUUAGCGCAAUGGCGAUUAGGAACAUGCUAUGAAUUUGGAGAGAUGGGAUUACCAAUCAAUUGUAAGAAAUCUAUUGGAUGGUAUAUGAAAGCGUCGACUCCAAGUACAACUACAAAGAAAAGAAAUGUUAACCCUGUAGCAAUGCUAUCGUUAGCCGGCUGGUUCUUUACUGGAUCUACAGAUAUCAUGUCGCCAGACUAUACGUUGUCAUUUGAAUGGAUACAACGCAGUUGUACUACAUCGCAAGGAAAAUUAGCUCGUGCAGAAUAUAUAUUAGGAUACUACUAUCAUAAUGGGAUUGGUACAGCAAUAAACUUACCAAUGGCUACGUUACAUAUGUCAAACGCCGCUAAAUUAGGCCAUUCGAAAUCAAUCGAAUGGAUAGCUCAAUUCUCUAAAUAG
Maudiozyma barnettii is the source of this 1476-nucleotide messenger RNA. RefSeq names its product Ack1p (gene ACK1). Gene Ontology annotation, molecular function: protein binding. NCBI's taxonomy places the organism in Eukaryota, Fungi, Ascomycota, Saccharomycetes, Saccharomycetales, Saccharomycetaceae. Bases 1 to 1476 code for a protein of 491 amino acids. The transcript has a single exon. The record is from RefSeq and is a predicted model, not a curated record.